Molecule: messenger RNA, 2403 nt
Organism: Adineta ricciae
Lineage: Eukaryota; Metazoa; Rotifera; Eurotatoria; Adinetida; Adinetidae
Source: the annotation of a GenBank genome assembly
AUGGCAAACAAAACUACUAAUCGACAAAAAUCAAUUAAAGAAGAAGACGAGCAUAAUAUAAAGUAUCUUCCAUUUAAUAUUCAAUGGCUUGACUCGAGUUAUCAACAAACACUGUUGCCGGACAGUCCUUGGCAAAAAAUACUCGAUGAUUUGGAACCUGCAUUAGCCAACAAAGUUCGUCAGCAAUUCAAUAAUCCCGAACGACGACAAAUCUUGAUUGAAUUACUCGGUAGACUUUUUCAUAUCAAACUACUUCGAUCAGAAAUGUUCCAUCCGAAUUCAUUACAACCGCCAGUAAUGUCAGACGAGCAUCGCCGUAAACUAGAAAACGAAGCUAAAUCAUGGUUGCAAAUCCAAACGCAUAAAUCGGCACUCGAGAUCGGCGCAGCGGUCACGGAAGAUGAAGAUAUUAAUAAAUUAUCCAAUGAUAUGAAGAACUUUCUCGAACAUACCUAUCAAAUCGUUCGCAAAGCUUUAGAACGUUAUCUGUAUCAAGUGCAAGAGAAAGAAAAUAACAAACAAGAAGAACAGAAAUUGAAUGAAACGAAUCGAAGAAAACAUUUAGAUGAUUUGAAUGGCGGUUCGAAAUUACGAUCGAUUCUGCGAGAUUCGAAAACGAACUCAAAGAAGUUACCAAUGAUUACUGAAUUACCGACAGUACCGUAUCCAAUGACAUCGGAAUAUAGCGAUAUCGUUUCGAAUUCGGUUGUGGCUUUACUCAAACGCGAUCCACGUCGUGUGAUCUUUAUCACGGAAAAAUUGUUCGGUCAACAAAUUCCACUUUCGCUUCGUCAAUUUAUCUGGACUGAAUGUUUACUCCGUGUAGAAAAGAAACCACAUGAUUAUGAUCUAAGUCUUGUUGAACUUCAAGUUCGACGUGAAUUUGCAGCUGGUAUCGCACGUGGUAAAACUGAUCUGAAAUUAACUAAUCCAUCCAAUACUCCCGUUACAAAUCUUAUCGAAAAUGCAGUUAUAGAAACAUACAGCAAAGUUCAUGCGCUCCAGCCAUUUCUUGAAGAGCAUCAUCUGAGGUUCACGAUCAGAAUUCUCAACGUUCUCUAUACAUAUAGAAAAGACUACGAGCCGUAUUUUAUCUAUUGGCUGUUACCAUUCCAGUUGUCGUAUCGUGAUGAAGCAAAUAAAGAGGAGGAAAUCUAUGUGAUUGCUAUGCACUUGGAUUUAUUUGUUCGUCAUUGUUUUCCCGAAUGGACAAAUGUUUUCUCAAUUGCUAGCAAAAUCAUGACAGAUUUAUCAACAAAUGAUCCCGAAUUCUAUGAUCACUUGAAGACGAUAUCGAAAGUUCGAACAAAGAUUAAUCCGAAAGUAAACGAAUCGAGUCGAUCGAUCACAUCACGACAUGUUUGCUUUUUCCUAUUCAAACAGGAUUUCGUGGCAGAAAUUAUUUCAUUGGAAAGCAAACAAAGUGGAAGUGCAUCGCAAUAUUCCCGAGAUCUCAUGGCUGAUCCAGUCAUCUUCCUUCGAAAAUGGAUCGGAGAAUUAUUUUUUGGUAUUCUUAAUUCAAAUUCAGCUCUGUAUCUAUGGGAUCAGUUCUUUAUGAUCAAAUGGAAUACGCAAUAUAUCGAACAUGCGGCAAAAGCUAUUCUCUAUUUGCUCCGUGAUCGUUUUAUGUAUGCUACUGACUACGAUGAGAUGCGCAAAGUUUUUCUCGACGAACCUUGUCUUUUGCAUACAUUGGAUGUUCAAGCUGCAUUUGUUCAUUUGGCUUUGAAGAAUGAAGAUCCGAAAUAUAUACCUGCAAUGAACCAACGUUUAUAUCCAACGAAACAAACCCUACCGCAGAACAGUAAUUAUCAGCAAAUUGUCAAUCGAAAAAAAGCUUAUCUAGAAACAAUUGGUGUGAAAGAUAUAUCGUUGACAUUAGCUUUACCUGUGAAUUCGUCGGCUAGUGGCGGAUUACAAAAUGAUUUCGAUAUCAAAUCAAUCACUGUAGAAAUUCAAGUUUAUGGGACAGGAGAAAAAAUAUGUGAUGUGACAACCGGAUCAGUACCACAUCUUCGAGACAGAGAAGCAGCUGUACAAAACUGGCAACGAUUUAUCAUCGAUAUUCCUCAUGAGAAAUUGAUUCUAGCCAUGAGAGAAACUCGCCAGUCAUUCAUGCCCACACGUAUUCAAGCACUGGUUAUCGUUCGACAACGUUCGAAUGAUACACUCGGCCAUUGUCGUUUUCCAUUAUACAUACCUCAGAAAAUUGGUAAUUUGGACACAUGGGAUGUUACAUAUGGACCUGUCAUACGUACUCUUCAUCCCGGCAUGCCUCCCGUUUCGAUCGACAUGAUUCCUGAUAUACCAAAAGUAUUCGCAACGGAUAAAAUCGGUCCCGGAUCAACGGUUUCUUUAACUAUUUUUGAUCCUAAAGCUGAACAGCACUUUAGCCAAAAAUGA